GAACCCGGAGUCGGCAAUGUCCGACGAUUGACGCGCGCGGCGAGGUUGCGUUUGGUCAACUUUGAACCGGCGCAAGUUGGACAUUCCCUUCUUCGAACUCCCGCACUCGCAUUGCAGUCAAAUCGCUGGUAUAACACAUAACCCACGGGCAGACAGCACAGCACCACAGAACUCCAACCCUCCCAAGCACAGACGGUGGAGGAACAAGAAGUCAGGGAGGCCCACUAUCUCUAUUGCAAUCGUGGGAAAAGAGCGCACUGCCAUUUCAGGUGGCGCUGGACCGUCAACCACACAGCACGAUGGCAAAGAAGCGAGGGCGCCCCAACUGGGAAGGGGACGACAGCGGCGCAGACGAGUCAGAGCCAGAAACAAGCCUGGCUAGGCCGCCUAAGCGCCGCCAAACGACAUCCGCAUGGUGGGGUCGUCCGUUCUCCAGCGUUGUGUCCGCGCUUUCCAAUUUGCUGUGGACGCCGGACGCGGUGGCCCCAAACGGCGCCAGUGAAAGCGGUACGGAGGGCGUAAGAGUGUACACGCUCUCUUCAGUCACUGUGGAGCGCACUGAAAGAGGACCCGACGCAGGGGUGGUUACGGGGACUUGUUCGGACGUCGAGGAGGACGUUACGUCGGCUUCUAUAGUGAGUCGCUGCGGUACGCGCAUUAUUAUCACCCCACCAAGCGAUACGGCGUCGGUCGUCGAUCUCGACAGUGAUGAGGAGACGGUAGCUACUGUUCCAAUUUCGGAAUGUUUCGAGGAGGUAGUGGAGGAAGAGAUUCAGGAAACGCGGACGGAAACUGUGCUUGGCGAGGAGGAGAAGGCGGCUGCUGACGAGCCCAUCACAUUGGACGACCUGAUAGAGGAGGAGCCGUCUACGCGGGUUGAGAGGGAUACAGUCGGUGGUGAUCGAGUGAUUCAUAAGGAACCAGAAGUGAUCGUUAUCGACGAUGAUAGCGAUUGCGUCCCCUCGGUGGACAUCGAGCCACCAACGUCACCACACUCAACGGAAGCAGAUGAGGCGAAGAGGUUGCCGUCUGACAUACCGAGCCGCGACGACGGCUAUCACCCCUUCUUCGAGCCGCAACGGACAGGCCGGCCUGCGAAAAGAGACGACAAUUCACAACCGGACAGUUUACAACGACUGAAUGGAGAUUCGCACGUUGAAUACCCGAGUCCAGAAGAUUCACCAGAGAAGGGUGCGAAAUCCUUUUCAAACGCCGCGACUCCCAAUGCUGGCAUCCGAACACUAAGGAGAAACGAGGAAAAGGAGAACUUUAUGGGGCGUCAAUCAGUUUUCACCGUGAGAUCUCAGGAUUCCUCAUUAGCCGGAUCAACGGCGUCCUCCUUUGGACGGAGUUCCUUAUCACGGUCGAUAUUAAAACCAAAGGUAAUGCGACCGGGAUAUCCGCAGUGUGCAGCCUGUCCUCACUUCAAUUUGCCUUCUAGUCCAAGAAAGAAAGGGAGAUGAACAGGCUGAAACUGUUACGGCAUUUCAUGCCGGAUCGGUGGGGUGCCGCGCUGAAAGGUAUGCCGGAAUGCGGCGGAGUAGGGUUUACAUGCUGCCGGAGCUGACUUGUGUUCAAAGUUCGACAUCCUGGACGUGCUGGGGAUUUCAGCCUACGGCAAAGCAUCGCUGGGUCGUUACGGUAAGCGAAGCCUGACUAUAAUUCCAUGAGGUCUCCCUUUACUAAGGCA
Fimicolochytrium jonesii is the source of this 1690-nucleotide messenger RNA. RefSeq lists its product as uncharacterized. The coding region runs from base 300 to 1463 and encodes 387 amino acids. NCBI's taxonomy places the organism in Eukaryota, Fungi, Chytridiomycota, Chytridiomycetes, Spizellomycetales, Powellomycetaceae. The record is from RefSeq and is a predicted model, not a curated record. The transcript has a single exon.